Molecule: messenger RNA, 1425 nt
Organism: Capronia epimyces CBS 606.96
Lineage: Eukaryota; Fungi; Ascomycota; Eurotiomycetes; Chaetothyriales; Herpotrichiellaceae
Exons: 2
Coding region: 1-1425 (474 amino acids)
Source: RefSeq, a predicted model, not a curated record
AUGGCUGCUGCCCCAACGCACGAACCAACCAAUUCGUUCAACGCUCCUUCAGCAGAGGAAGAACAAGAACUUGCCUUUGGCCAGGUAUGGAAAGACGCGGCCAGGGCACCUCAGCAACCCAAACCAGCAAACCAGCCAGCAAGUGGAGGACGGAAGUCAUCGAUCCAGUUUCAUACUGCGGAUGCUGAAGAUACUAUUAGAAGGGAAAGCGUCGCACAAGGUCCACGACCCUCUACGACCCAGCGAAGAAUGUCGUCCCCUCCUCCGCAAGGCAAUUACCAGCGUGGCGUCUCUUUUGACACUUUCGACAACAGAGAUGCAUCCACCGAAUCCUUUACCCUAAACUACAAACACCGCGACUACGCUUCUACAUCCCGGACCCGCACAUUCCUGUGCGGUACUGAUGCCAAAGACUACUCCGAAUAUGCACUGGAGUGGGUGCUUGAUGAACUCAUCGAAGACGGCGAUGAGAUAGUCUGCUUGCGUGUGGUGGAGAAGGACUCAAAAACCGCCAGUGAGACGCCGUACGAGCGUGGCAAAUAUCGCGACGAGGCCCUAAAGCUCCUCGACAGCGUAAUUAAAAAGAACAGCGCGGAAGAGAAAGCCAUCAGCAUCAUUAUGGAGUUGGCUGUUGGCAGGGUUCAAGAAAUAUUCCAGAGCAUGAUACAGCUCUAUGAGCCUGCGGCACUGGUGGUGGGAACAAGAGGCAGGAACUUGGGCGGCAUGCAAGGCUUACUUCCAGGCUCCGUCUCGAAGUAUUGCCUGCAACACUCCCCUGUACCAGUGAUUGUCGUUCGGCCGACGUCCAAAAGAAUGAAAAAGAAACAGAAACGCCAGCUGGAAAGCGGUCGCAGCCUCUAUAGUAGCAUGCUUGAGCGUGCUCAAAGUGCUGGGGGUAGCCACCUUUACGACAAGGCGAACAACAGUUCGAUAUCGAUGGAAGCUACCGAGCAAGAAGCUGAUGCUGUCGCCAGAGCGAUCGGUCCCCCCAAAAGGGGCAUUUUGAAAGGGACUUAUGGUGGGCCACUUGCGCGAGUAACAUCAGCACGGAGCGAUGUCACUUCAGAUGACGAUUCACCAGAGCGAGGUUUUGUUUUACCAAUCGGUUACUUCAGCACAGAAAGCGCACCCAGAGCCGAUCUCGCCAUGAAGAGUCCCAGUAUUGUUGCCCUACAAGAAGACUGGGAUGACGACGACCUGGCCCCAUCCAAGUCUUCCACGUCCUCAAAGCGAACAGGGAAACGCCACGAGCGCGGGGAUAGCGAUGCUGCUAUAUCUGACACGGAAGAUGGCUAUCUUGGGGUGCAAAAGAUUGUCGAAGAACGACGCCCUUCUGUCAGAGAGACAACCCCGUGGCUGGCAGAAAUACUUCGAGACAAACCGCAGAGAAGGUCUCCAAGCCACGGUCGAUCGCUUUCACGAUAG